This is a messenger RNA of Rotaria sp. Silwood1, 2079 nucleotides long. NCBI's taxonomy places the organism in Eukaryota, Metazoa, Rotifera, Eurotatoria, Philodinida, Philodinidae. The record is from the annotation of a GenBank genome assembly.
AUGAUGUAUUUAAUUGAACAAAAUCUACGAUUGAUCGAACAAAAGCAAAAAUUAAAAGCUAUGUUUUAUAUCAAUUAUUAUCUUCGACAUUCUUCAACGGUAUUAGAAACGAUUCCACAUAGACACAGGAAAGACGAUGAACUUAUUGGUUUUUCCAGUAAUUUAAUAAUUAAUUCAAACAUCAAGAAUCCUUUUACGAAAGAAGAAUUAGCAUUAUUAAAUCGUGGCCCUUCCUAUAUCAUUCCUUGUCAAUUACAAGUUUCAUCAUCAUCAAACAAUAAAUCAAAUAAUCGGCUCGCAUCAGAACAAUUUACGAAAUUAGAAACUCAAAUAAUCAAUCGAAUAAAAUCAUCUUUCUACGAUUUACCACAAACAACAGCAUUGCUACGUAAACUUAAAGUUCAAUUUGGAACUAUGUUUAAUGUAUUUAUACCAACAUCUUUAAGACAACGUUCCAUAUAUGAGCAACAACUCGUACAAGCCAUUCAGGAAUCAUUGAAGAAGAAUCAUUUUAUUCUACGACGAACAGCAAAUCAUUCGAAUCAAAUUUAUCUAACGAAACAAACCGUAUUUCAAGAGAAAUGUCAUGAAUUUAUGAUUCAAUAUAAAGAUCAAUUCGAGUUAUUAUAUUCUGUAACAAGUGAUAAUUAUAUGGAUAUUUAUUUGAAAAUCAAUGAUAAAAUUGUGACAAUGAAUAGAAUUAUAGAAACUUUAUUUAAACAAAAACAUAUUUCUAAGGAAUUCUAUCAAAAAUUAUUGAUUCAUGGAGAAGAUAUAAAAUUAGGAUAUAUGUAUUUUUUACCAGAUAUAUCAAUGGAAAAUGAUUUUUACCUAUUUGUCAAACCGAUGUUUUCAAUGGCGAAGAGUCUCACUUGGAAUAUAGCAAAUUUUCUUCAUCGAGUCCUUCAACCAACAUUGUUCUAUCUUCUUAAAUCAAUUCUAGUUUCAAAUGAUUGUGAUUUUUUUGCAAGACUUAAUCAAUAUUAUAAGUUAGAACAUCACCAUCAAUUUUCUUCAUCAACCCAAUUUGUACGAAUUAAAAUUAAAAAUUAUUCGACAAUGUAUUCCUAUGAAACCAUCAUGAAACAAAUUACCGUUGUGUUAAACAAGUAUCCAUGUGAACAAAUAUCGAUUGGAACAAUCAGACAAUUAUUAGACUUAUAUUUCAAUUCAAAUUGGUUUUUCUUUGAAAAAAAUAUUUUUCGUUUAGUGCAUGGUAUGCCAGAAAGUUUACAUUUAAGUGAAUUAUUAAUGAUGAUAGCUUCAUAUCCAUGGCAACAGACGAUUCUAAAUGAUUAUCGAUUGAAGAGAGAAUUCUUUGUUCGAUAUAAAGAUGAAAUAUUCUUUACGUGGAAUUAUACCGACCAGGAGCUUGCUCGUUUUCUUAAAUUGAUUGAAGAAACACAUCGAGAUGUUCAAAUGGAUAUAACAUUCGGCUUUCACAUCCAAUAUUUAAAUGCUUCCAUCGAAAAUCAAUCGGGACAAUUACAUACACGUAUGUAUGAUUCCAUUGAUCAUACUUCCAAAUUAAACCUACCGUAUGUAAAUGCACAAUCUAUCGACCAGUCUCAACUUUAUUUUCGAUCAGCAUUAGUACGAAUAGUAUCCGUAUGUAGUAGUUAUGAAGAUUUUGUACAAGAACGUAUCUAUCUAGAAAUGGCCUACUUAAGAUUGGGUCAUUCGAUCGAUUUAAUUGAAUUUGAAAUGAAACAUUUCUAUGAUUACUUUCAUAUCCAUGAGCAUCGAUUUAAUAUGAAUCAAACAAUGUACGAGAAGUUACGUACUGAUCUUUUGGUUUUUUUGACUAGUCAACGUGCAUCAUUCGACCCUGAAUUAGAGCUAGAAUCAAACGAAUCUGUUCUACGUUUGGAUUAUUUCUACGAUUAUGGUUCAAAUACACAAUUUCAAUUAAAAUUUCAUGAACUAUGGUCUCAUUAUAUGAAAACAUGUUCAUCAUUAUCAACAAAAAAAUUGAAAAUUGCUUUAUAUGGAAAACAUGUUUUUUCUCUCAAUACUCUAUUAACGAAACAGGACUCUACAAAUCAACAAUUGAAAAUAAGUUGCUCGAAUCACGAAUGA